Penicillium nucicola is the source of this 906-nucleotide messenger RNA. RefSeq names its product class II aldolase/adducin domain protein. Gene Ontology annotation, molecular function: actin filament binding. NCBI's taxonomy places the organism in Eukaryota, Fungi, Ascomycota, Eurotiomycetes, Eurotiales, Aspergillaceae. Gene Ontology annotation, cellular component: cytoskeleton. Bases 1 to 906 code for a protein of 301 amino acids. The record is from RefSeq and is a predicted model, not a curated record. The transcript is spliced from 5 exons.
AUGUCAGCAUCUACAACAACCCAAACCGAGCAAUUGGUGCGCCUGACUAGCAAAGACCAACUCCCCGCACUCCCCUCAGCAAACGAUGCCACAUUCCAAGGUCUGGCCCGGGGAACCCGCAAUGGAGGUCUCAAGCUACAGGGCAUCCCCACCUUCACGAAUCUCCAAGAAAAGCGCCAAUGGAUGAAGGAGCAUAUGGCUGCUGCAUUCCGCUACUUUGGCAAAUUGGGUUAUAACGAGGGCGUUUCGGGUCAUAUUUCGAUGCGAGACCCCAUUCUCGCAGACCAUUUCUGGAUGAACCCCUUCGCAAAGCAUUUCUCAACCAUCAAAGCCUCCGAUCUUGUACUGCUAGACGCAGAUGGAUUCGUUGUUGACGGUGGUGCCCAGCUGCCAGUCAAUGAAGCCGGAUUUUUGAUCCAUUCUGAGAUUCACAAGGCUCGGCCUGAUGUUGUUGCAGCGGCGCAUACGCACGGUAUCCAUGGGAAGACAUGGAGCUCAUUUGGAAAGCCAAUUGAGAUGCUUACUCAAGAUUCUUGUAAUUUCUUUGGUCGACUCGGUGUUUAUGAAGACCAUGGAGGUAUUGUUCUUUCUUCCGAGGAGGGGAAGAACAUUGCCAAAGCAUUAGGUCCGGAUAAUAUCGCUUGUAUUUUGCAGAAUCAUGGACUUUUGACCGUUGGUCGAACCGUCGACGAGGCCGCCAUUCUCUACUCUAUGCUUGAACAUGCUUGUCAUUCGCAGCUUAUGGCCGAUGCGGCGGCUGCCAAUGGAGUUCCAAAGAUAAUUAUUGAUGAUAACGCGGCUAAGUUCACUGCGGAAGCUGCUCAGAAUCCUCACAACUUCUAUACCGAGUUCCAGCCUGAGUAUGACUUGCUAGUGGAGGAGACCAAUGGAAAGUUCCUUCUGUGA